Messenger RNA from Carica papaya (papaya), 1399 nucleotides. Its product is annotated as Ubiquitin system component Cue protein. Gene Ontology annotation, molecular function: ubiquitin binding. Lineage: Eukaryota; Viridiplantae; Streptophyta; Magnoliopsida; Brassicales; Caricaceae. The record is from RefSeq and is a predicted model, not a curated record.
GUAAUACCAAUCCCGUCCAGAUCGUACUUCGAUAUAAUUGAGAUUUGAAUAGGAAUCUGAUUGGAUCUGAUAGCGGAGUCGAUAUAAUCCGAGAAGGAAAAGGAGAUUAGGGCGCGGCAAUCGAUUGUUGUCCGUUUCUUAAAAGAUAAUAGUUUCAUGAACGAGGUAGGUAAUUGGGUGGAGAAGUAAGAAUCAGAGGAGGAGAAGGAGGAGAGGAAGAAGAAGGAAAAAAGAGGAGAGGAAGCAGAUAACAUGUCUGCCAUAGUGUGCGGGAAGAGAUCUUUAUUCGAGGAAUUGACCGCUUCCCCUCCCGUUUCCAAGAGAAUUCGCUGCUCAUCUUCUUCUCCUGUUCGUUUCUCUCCUCCAAGAUCGAUCUCGGCUUUCUCACCUCCUUCCCCUUCGCAGUCCUCGUUUUUGGUCGAUCAACUCAUUGCCAUCUUCCCUGACAUGGACAAGGAGCUACUUGAGAGAGCACUUAAAGAAUGUGGAGAUGAUCUGGAUUCAGCUAUCAAAAGUUUAAACGAGCUCCGUUUAGGAUCUGCUGACAGAAAUAUGGCUUCCGUUUCCAGCAAAUCAGAUGUUGCUCUGGAAGCAACGCUUCAAUUUCAAGCAGGAGUAACAACUAAUGAAGCAACCUCUUCUAUUGUGGAUCCAUUUGCUUCAAAUGCCAUCUAUAUGGAUGGUUCUGACUGGGUGGAACUCUUUGUUAGAGAAAUGAGUUGUGUUUCUAACAUGGACGAUGCUAAAGCCCGUGCUUCCAGAGCGUUGGAGGUACUGGAGAAGUCAAUUCGUGAACGUGCUGGUGCAGAGGCAGUACGGAGUUUCCAACAGGAAAAUAUGAUGUUGAAGGAGCAAGUAGAAGCACUUAUUCAUGAAAAUGCUAUUCUCAAGCGAGCAGUGGGCAUUCAGCAUGAGCGUCAGAGAGAAUACGAGGAUAGGAGCCAGGAGUUGCAGCAUCUGAAGCAGUUAGUGGCCCAAUACCAGGAGCAGCUGAGAACAUUGGAGGUGAACAAUUAUGCUUUGACCAUGCACUUGAAGCAGGCACAGCAGAGCAACUCAAUUCCCGGGCGUUUCCACCCUGAUGUCUUCUGAUGUUUCUUUACAUCCAAUUGCUGUAUGAACCUGGAUAUACUGUCAAAGACUUAGUCAUCAACACUUCGGCUUGGGAAUACAGUGUGCUGGCGUGUUGGCUUUCAAUGUCAAACUGAGUAGACUCUCUGAUAAAAGAUACAUUUUAUUCUUAUUGCCAAAGUUAAUUUUUUUUUCCUUGAUGUUGUGUGGAUUUGACAGUCAGAAAUUGUCUGUUAAUUAUAGUUCCCAUAGACAUACAUGAAUAAUUAUGUGUAAAACAUAUGAAGGACAGACUGAUAUUUCCGCGAAGAGCACGGCGGCUUUCGAA